Spinacia oleracea (spinach) is the source of this 2391-nucleotide messenger RNA. RefSeq names its product agamous-like MADS-box protein AGL62. The transcript has a single exon. The record is from RefSeq and is a predicted model, not a curated record. Gene Ontology annotation, biological process: regulation of transcription by RNA polymerase II. The coding region runs from base 163 to 885 and encodes 240 amino acids. Gene Ontology annotation, molecular function: DNA-binding transcription factor activity, RNA polymerase II-specific; protein dimerization activity; RNA polymerase II cis-regulatory region sequence-specific DNA binding. Lineage: Eukaryota; Viridiplantae; Streptophyta; Magnoliopsida; Caryophyllales; Amaranthaceae.
CUAUAUAGAUCUUCUUCAACCUAUCUUCUUCAACCUAAUUUCAGUUUUCUGGCGGAAAAACUUUGAUACAAUCAGCAAGUUUGCUUGGGAAACACGUCUCCCUUUUUCUGAAACGGUAAGUCGUGAUUUUUUGGCGUUUCCGUGGUUCGCAGGUGUUGAAUAAUGGAAAACGGAAGUAAAAAAGUGAACAAGGGCAAAAGAAAGAUUCCAAUGGAACCGAUCAUAAGCAAGACGAAGAAGCAAGUUACGUUUUCGAAACGGCGUGUGGGUGUGUUCAAGAAGGCUAGCGAACUUUGUUCCAUGUGUGGUGUUGAAGCUGCUAUCAUUACUUUCUCUAAUGGUGGAAAGUUGUAUUCUUUUGGUCACCCUAGUGCUGACGCAGUCAUCCGUCGUUACAUUGAUACAACAACUACUAACGAUGUCGGAGUUUUGAAUGAUGAGGUACUCAACUCUCAGAUUGUCGGCGGCCAGUACAAGGAUGUACUUGCACAGAUUGAUGUUGAGAAAACAGAGACAAAGGUCAAAACAGAGACAAAAUUCAUGGCGAAGAGUCAAAAUUGGUGGGACCAGUCAAUUGAUGAUUUAGGGUUAAGUGAUCUUGAGAGGUAUAAGGCUGCAUUAGAAGGUUUAAGGAAUAAAGUAUCUUCGAAAGUCGACCAGAUUAUUCAUGAUUCUUCAAUGAUUAGUAAGAGUAGCGUCGCUCAAGAUUUCGAUUUCGAUUUCGAUUUCGAUUUUGAUUUUGAUUUUGAUUUUGAUUUUGAUUUCGAUUUCGGUUCGGCGGCUGAUCGGAGUGUUGUCGGUCAAGGUUUUGAUUGUUCUGGCGAUGUGAAUAGAGAAGAUGGAUUAACCGGUGACGAUCUCCUAGACUUGCUACUCAGUAACUAACUGUUAAGCGCGCAAUUCAAUCAUGGUAUUAGGUUAUCUAGUUUAAUUGUCUUAAUUACGAAUAUAUUUUUUAGUUAUCUAGUUUAAUUGUCUUAAUUAGGAUUAUUGAUGUAAUAGAUUUAAUUUCUAUGUGCAAGUAAGCACAAAAUUAAUGUAAUUGCAGUUUUGCAGAUUUAAUGGUAAUUGUAGUAAACAACCUCUUUUUGGCAAUAGAUCAUUAUUAUUGGAUACUUUUAUGGUUAAAACGUACCUUUUUCAUUGGUAAGACAAUUAACAUGGAGUAAAACACCAUUAAUCAAGGGCACUGUUGUACUGUCUGUCAGUCUGUCUGACAAUCCCAACUUAUUAUCUGUGCAUGAUGCAAAUUCCUGGGGUAACGACGAAAUGCACUCAACUAUUGCAAUGCUAAAGAUUGCAGCAUUCCUAAAUUUAUUCAUAAUUACAAACUGCCCUAAAUAAUAAACAAAUUAUUAUUACGGAGUAUCUAUUUUCUACAAGUAAAUACUGUAUAUAAUAAUAACAAAGCUCUUUAAAUGAAGCAUCCUUCUACAAGAAAUUAGUUUGGAGAUCUAGCAUUUCAGGGUCCAUCAUUUUUGCUUCCUUUUCUGGGUCAGUGGAAAAUGGAACUUCUAGCUCAGGAGUCAGGAGCUUUCUGGAAAAUAUUCACCCAGCAUUUUAGUUGUACAGUUGCCAUAUUAAGAAAUCAACAUUUAUGUUCGUAAAUCAUCAAUAUUAAGAAAUCAACAUUUAUGUUCGUAAAUCAUCAAUAUUGUAAGAUCAAAAACACAGAAAACUAGUUUCAAUCAUCACAAAUUAUUACAUUUUCCAUCCGUAUUAGUUCCCGCAUUGUCCCAAACACACAUAAAUACCAACAUGAAAUGAUUUACAGAAAGAGCUUUUGUAUUUUGACCUUUUUUAUAAUCUCUCGGUCUCUAACUUAUUUCGGACAUCCUAAGAAAGUACUAGCUACUAGGCAUAAUGACUGUAUUCUUGCAUUCUGAAUUUUAAACAGAGAAAAUACCAUUCUUAAACAUAAGUUUUUAACCAGAGAGUAAGCAUGAAAUUAAGCGACAUCCACGGAAGAAUGGAUGUCGCUUAAUUUCAUUUGCACCUUCAUAUGCCCCCCUUCUGUUCUUGGCGUCUUUCUGCAACAACUCAUAAAUCAGCUGUUUCGUAGGGAGACUCACCUGCAACAAAACUCAUCCGUGUUAACAAAAACUACAACUCAAUUCGACUCUUCCUGGUUAGGAAAAAAACAUACACAAAGUUUCCGAUUUCUUAUAAGUAUCAGAAUAUAUGCAGAUUGUUGGUAUUAUAUAUGUCAUGUAAAGGAUUUCAGCUAAUAAUUUCAGUUUCUUCACCAGAAUUUCUGGUGUUCUUGAGGUUCAACCUCUUUCUAUAUUUCAGUGUUUGUGUUGUUCCAAGAAAACGGCAGCAUGCCUCAUGCUGUCUUAUAUACAAAGGCUACCAACUAAAACCUAGUGACAGCUGUACAAAAGGACAAGU